GAGAGAGAGAGAGAGAGAGAGAGAGAGACAUACACACCUAUAGAGAGCCGGAGAGAGGGACCCAGUCUGCCGGUGUUUGAGUGAGAGUGUGUCCGGGCUGCGGAGCCUCUGAAUGGGAUUACUCCGGUCGUGCUGCCGCUGCUGCUGCUGCUGCUGCUGGAGGAACCAUGCGGCGGCCGCAGAGCUGCUGUUCUCCCCCGCUCCCCUCGCUGCUCCGCCCGCUGCUGCUGCUGCUGCUGCCGGUCCUCGGGCUCUGCAGUGGGACAAGUUUCCCGAGCAACAUCCACAUCGGAGGUCUUUUCCCCACCGGCUCCCAUGAGUACGAGGUGUUCCGCUUCGCGCUGGCGCAGCACCAGGACGUCCCCAAACUGGUGCCGCAGGUGGACAUGGUGGACACGGGGAGCAGCUUCGCCAUGACCUACGCCUUCUGCUCCCAGUUCUCUAAGGGUGUGUAUGCCAUCAUGGGUGUGUACGACCGGCGAAGCGUCAACAUGCUGAUGUCUUUCUGCGGCUCUCUGCACGUGUGCUUCGUCACUCCAUCAUUCCCCGUCCUCACCAACAACCAGUUUGUUCUUCAGCUCAGACCAGAACUACAGGAGCCCCUCAUGGCCCUGCUGGACCACUUCUACUGGACCCGCUUCACCUACAUGUACAGCUCUGACUCAGGACUGCUGUGUGGACUAGCCAGACCUUCCUCCAGGGCCGUGGUGGAGGAAGGUCGACAUGCGGACGGCCCCAGACAGGCUGACAGAGAACAGCUGAGCGUCAGCUCGCAUGAACAGAGACGUUUGAUUGCUGCAGAGGAUCCUGGACAGCGGCCAGAGCUGGCGCUGGAGGUGACCUCCGUUAACCUGGACUCUCUGACUGAAGCCGGCUUCAUCAAGCUGCUGGCUGACCUGGACUUCAAGAAGGACUUCCAGAUCCUCAUAGACUGUGAGCUGGAGAGACUCAACUCCAUCCUCAACCUGAUUGCUGCUCAGAAGAGAAAUUUGAAGAACUAUCACUUCAUCCUGGCCAACCUGGGCUUCCUGGACCUGAACAUGACAGAUUUCCAGAGGCUGGGUCCUAACGUGACGGGCCUCCAGCUGGUGAACCGGUCCGAUCCGGUCGUGGAGAAGAUCGACCGGGACUGGCUGGAGUUUGACAGCAAAGACCUUAAACUGGCCCGCAGGAGGCUUAGGUAUACGGGAGCUCUGACAUACGACGGCGUCAGCGUCAUGGCGACGGCGUUCCAGAACCUGCGGCGACAACGCAUCGACAUCUCUCGCCGUGGCAAUGCCGGCGAGUGUCUGGCGAACCCGCCGGCGCCCUGGGGCCAGGGCAUCGACAUACAGAGAGCCCUGCAGCAGGUGCGUCUGAACGGGCUGACCGGUUGGGUCCAGUUUGAUGAGCGAGGCCAUCGGACCAACUACUCUCUGAGUGUGAUGGAGCUGAGCCUCACCGGGCCCAGGAAGAUCGGCUACUGGAACGAGGCCAGAGGCUACGUGAACACAGCUGUCUACAAACCGCCCAUGGAGGACUUAAAGGACCUGCCCAACAGAACCUUCAUCAUCACCACCAUACUGGAGGCGCCCUACAUGAUGCUGAAGAAGAACCACGAGCAGUUUGAAGGGAACGAGCGGUACGAAGGUUACUGCGCCGAGCUGGCGGCGGAGAUCGCCAAACACGUGGGCUUCGUGUACCGGCUGGAGCUGGUCGGGGACGGCAAGUACGGAGCCAGAGACCCCGAGACCAAGCUGUGGAACGGCAUGGUGGGAGAACUGGUCUACGGGAAGGCAGACGUGGCCGUGGCGCCCCUCACCAUCACCCUGGUGCGAGAGCAGGUGAUUGACUUCACCAAACCCUUCAUGUCUCUGGGGAUCUCCAUCAUGAUCAAGAAACCCACCAAGUCCAAACCGGGGGUCUUCUCCUUCCUGGACCCGCUGGCCUACGAGAUCUGGAUGUGCAUCGUCUUCGCCUACAUCGGAGUCAGCGUUGUGCUCUUCCUGGUGAGUCGUUUCAGUCCGUAUGAAUGGAAGGGGGAAGACUCUGACGAUGAAGAUGAAACUAUGCCCUCCUCUUCCUCCCGACACGCUCAGCCGUCCUCCUCCUCUGAGCUCGUUCACUCUCCAGGGUUCUUCCAGGCUCACAUCCAGAACCAGAACCAGAACCAGCAGAAAGAGAAGGAGAGCCCGGAGCACACCAACGACUUUGGGAUCUUCAACUCUCUCUGGUUCUCUCUCGGGGCCUUCAUGCAGCAGGGCUGCGACAUCUCCCCCAGGUCUCUGUCGGGCCGGAUCGUGGGGGGAGUCUGGUGGUUCUUCACCCUCAUCAUCAUCUCGUCGUACACGGCCAACCUGGCGGCGUUCCUGACGGUGGAGCGCAUGGUGUCUCCCAUCGAGAGCGCCGAGGAUCUGGCUAAGCAGACCGAGAUCGCCUACGGGACGCUGGACGGAGGCUCCACCAAGGAGUUCUUCAGGCGCUCAAAGAUUGCAGUUUUUGAGAAGAUGUGGUCGUACAUGCGCAGCACGGACCCCUCGGUGUUCGUGAAGAACACCAACGAGGGCGUGAGCCGCGUCCGCAAGUCGAAGGGGAAGUACGCCUACCUGCUGGAGUCGUCCAUGAACGAGUACAUCGAGCAGAGGAAGCCCUGCGACACCAUGAAAGUGGGCGGGAACCUGGACUCCAAAGGUUACGGCGUGGCCACGCCCAAAGGAUCGCGCCUCAGAAUCCCAGUAAACCUAGCAGUACUGAAGCUCAAUGAACAAGCCAUCUUAGACAAGUUGAAAAACAAGUGGUGGUAUGACAAGGGGGAGUGUGGACACAAGGACUCCGGCAGAAAGGACAAGACGAGCGCGCUCAGUCUGAGUAACGUGGCCGGAGUGUUCUACAUCCUGAUUGGAGGGCUGGGCCUCGCCAUGCUGGUGGCGCUGGUCGAGUUCUGCUACAAGUCCCGCAUCGAGUCCCGACGCAUGAAGGAACUCAUCGACGCCGCCAUGAGCAGCAACCUCGGCGGCUCAGCGGGCGGUUAUGGAGGAGGAGGAGGGGAGAACGGACGCGUGGUAGCACACGACUUCCCCAAAGCCGGAGCUCAAGGUUUACCGUGCAUGAGCAAAUCUGCCGGCCUGGGACUCUCCUCCACCGGCAUGUGAUCAGAACGGAGACUGCUGAUUGGACGGGACGCUCCUGUCUGUCUGUCUGUCUGUCUAUCUGCCUGUCUGUCUGUCUGUCUGUCUCUCUAUCUGUCUGUCUGUCUCUCUAUCUGU
Perca fluviatilis (European perch) is the source of this 3245-nucleotide messenger RNA. RefSeq names its product glutamate receptor 1-like. Gene Ontology annotation, biological process: synaptic transmission, glutamatergic; modulation of chemical synaptic transmission. Gene Ontology annotation, molecular function: AMPA glutamate receptor activity; transmitter-gated monoatomic ion channel activity involved in regulation of postsynaptic membrane potential. NCBI's taxonomy places the organism in Eukaryota, Metazoa, Chordata, Actinopteri, Perciformes, Percidae. The transcript is spliced from 20 exons. Bases 168 to 3131 code for a protein of 987 amino acids. The record is from RefSeq and is a predicted model, not a curated record. Gene Ontology annotation, cellular component: plasma membrane; AMPA glutamate receptor complex; dendritic spine.